Messenger RNA from Sclerotinia borealis F-4128, 1584 nucleotides. The record is from the annotation of a GenBank genome assembly. Lineage: Eukaryota; Fungi; Ascomycota; Leotiomycetes; Helotiales; Sclerotiniaceae.
AUGUUACCUACGACAGCACUUGAGGUUGCCAUGAGCGACAUUGAGUUCUUCGGUCUAGUCGCUCUGGUGCUUGAUAGCAAAGAGACGACAAUACAAAUACCGCCAGACGGCGCUGUUUUCGACGACUAUUUUGAAAGCUUGGGUAAGAAGGCACAAAACCUUUCCACCAACGACCAAAAAAAUGAUGUUGCGACGGAUGGCACAUUGGAGUCUGAUGAAGACCAAAGAGUGGUAGAUGAAAUCGAGUCAUUAUGUAUGAACUGCCAUGAAAAUGGAAUCACCCGAUUACUCCUCACUCGAAUUCCUUACUUUCGCGAAAUUAUCCUUAUGUCCUUUUACUGCCCGCACUGCAACUUCAAGAAUGCCGAAAUUCAAUCUGCUGGAGAGAUUCAACAAAAAGGUUCGAGAUUUGAAUUGCGUCUCACCACUCCCGAAGACUUCGCCAGACAAGUAGUAAAAUCUGAUACUUGUAUUGUAAAGUUUAUUGAAUUGGAUCUCGAGGUUCCGCAAGGACGAGGACAGUUGACAAAUGUGGAAGGUCUUUUGAGCAUGAUCCUUGAUGAUCUUGCUCUCAAACAACCGGAGCGAAAAGAGCAAAUCCCAGAAGUAUACGUCAAAGUUGAAGAAGUAAUUACCAAAGGUCGAAAGAUGCUCGCAGGCGAGGCCUUCCCCUUCAGAUUAUCUAUUGAUGAUCCAGCAGGAAAUUCGUGGAUUGAGCCAGAUCAGAAAGAUGGUGUAGGAAAACUCGCAAAGAUCCAAUACCCACGAACCCCAGAACAAAAUGAGGUUCUUGGCCUCGGUGGUGAUGAGGAGGCCACUGAAACACAAGCUGCAACUGGAGGACAACCUACUGCCGCAACUUUCGAGGAUGAUGAUAUUAUUCCCAACGAAGUUUAUUCUUUCCCAGCUACCUGCCCUGGUUGUACAAAACAUUGCGUCACACAUAUGAAGAUGGUCGACAUCCCCCAUUUCAAACAAGUUGUCCUUAUGAGUACAGUAUGUGAGCACUGUGGGUACCGUUCGAAUGAGGUUAAGACUGGAGGUGAAGUGCCGGAGAAGGGCAAAUGUAUUACUCUCAAGGUUGAAAGUGCCGUGGAUCUGGCCAGAGAUAUUCUCAAGUCAGAGUCAUGUGCUUUGGAAUGCCCUGAACUCAAACUUUCGGUAAACCCUGGAACCUUGGGAGGAAGGUUCACCACUGUUGAAGGUCUCCUUGUACAAGUUCGAGACGAUUUACAUCAACAAAUUUUCGAUGUAGGUGAUGAUGCAGGAGAAGGUGGAGAUGGUAUGAUUUCAGAAUCUAAGAAGAACUGGAAGGCAUUCUUUGAUGGUAUUGACGAGGCAAUCAAGGGCGAGAGAAAAUUCACCAUUAUCCUCAGGGAUCCAUUGGCUAGCAGUUACGUACAGAAUUUGUGUUCACCAGACGCCGAUCCAUUGAUUGAGACAGAGGAAUAUGAGAGAACUGCCGAUGAAGAAGAGGAUCUUGGUUUAUCGGACAUGAAGACAGAGGACUAUGUAGACGAGGUGGGAAAUGAAAAGAAGAGAGUCGAGGCUGAAAAGGCCGAAGCCGAGGAGAAAAAAGAAUAA